This is a messenger RNA of Rhododendron vialii, 1811 nucleotides long. RefSeq names its product putative pentatricopeptide repeat-containing protein At3g15200. The transcript has a single exon. The coding region runs from base 513 to 1619 and encodes 368 amino acids. NCBI's taxonomy places the organism in Eukaryota, Viridiplantae, Streptophyta, Magnoliopsida, Ericales, Ericaceae. Gene Ontology annotation, molecular function: protein binding. The record is from RefSeq and is a predicted model, not a curated record.
GCAGGGCUUACACCCUGGCCUUCUUUCCCGGGAAAUCAACGCAAUUUCAAAUUUCAUUUCACAACCCAACCCGUUACAUAUCCAUCAGACUCUCAGUCCGUUUUGUCGGGUUUCGAUCGUAUAUGGUGGAAGUAUCGAAAUUCAGGUCCUUCUCCUUUGGGGAUUAUCAGUGUGGGAAGGACCUGAAUUUCGCCACUUUCACCGUAUACGAUCCGAAACCCGACAAAACGGACCGAGAGCCAGAUGAAUCCCCUAGUACAGACAACGAUGCUUGCACAUAGCAGAACCUCCUCAAAUUCCAAGCGCAUAAACCAACAGACGAGAUUCAGAGAUCACUUGAACAAUCGACCUUGUCACUAAAUGAUGACUUGGUUAUCAGCGUGCUUCAACGCCAUCGUUCUGAUUGGAAACCAGCUUUUGUUUUCUUCAAUUGGGUUUCUGGAGGAAGAAAUGGAAGUGAGUAUUUUCCUGGGUCCGAUGCCUACAAUGAAAUCCUUGACAUUCUUGGCAGAAUGAAUAGGUUUCAAGAAUUAACCCAAGUGUUCGACGAAAUGCGCAAGAGAAAUAUUGUCAAUGAGAGGACGUAUGCAAUUGUGUUGAAUAGAUAUGCAGCGGCUCAUAAAGUGGAAGAAGCGAUAGAAUUCUUCAAUAAGAGGAAAGAGCUUGUUCUCGAGCCCAAUUUGGUUGCCUUCCGGACCCUGUUGAUGUGUCUAUGCCAGUAUAAACACAUUGAGGCAGUCGAGUUUUUGUUCCAUUCUAGGCAAAAUGAGUUUCCCAUCGAGAUCAAGACAAUGAACAUUAUUCUCAAUGGAUGGUGUGCGUUGGGCAGUUUGAGCAAAGCGAACCGAUUAUGGAAGGAUAUUGUUUCGUCUGGAAAAUGCAAGCCAGAUCGUUUCACAUAUGGGACUUUCAUAAAUUCAUUGACAAAGGCAGGGAAAGCGACCACUGCUCUCAAGCUGUUUCGGGCCAUUUGGGAAAUGGGUUGCGACCCUGAUGUCACAAUUUGUAAUUGCGUCAUCGAUGGGUUAUGUUUCAAGAAAAUGAUUCCUGAAGCACUUGCGAUUUUUCAGGAAAUGAAUGAACGAGGUUGCCUUCCGAAUGUUGCUACUUACAAUACACUGAUCAAGCACCUUUGCAAGAUUAGGCAGAUGGAAAAGGUUUACGAGUUUUUGGAUGAGAUGGAACAGAAUGGGGGCAGUUGUUUGCCUAAUGCUAGGACUUAUGGGUUUUUGCUGAAAUCUGCGAAGAAGGUUGAGGAAGUUUCUGUGAUUUUACUGAGGAUGGAGAGAAUCGGAAGCAAGUUAACCGACGACACCUACAAUUUGCUCUUGAGGUUGUCUAUGGAUUGGGAUCAUCAAGAGAGAGUGAAGUCUCUUUGGGGUGAAAUGGAGAGGGAUGGAUUGGGACGUAACCGACGGUCUUACACAGUUAUGAUUCAUGGGCAUUGUGAUAAGGGAAGGAUAGAGGAAACAAUGUAUUAUUUCAAUGAGAUGACAUCCAAAGGAAUGGUGCCUGAGCCAAGAACCAAGAUAUUGGUGGAUGCGAUGAACAUCAAGCUGAAGGAGAGAUUAGGUGAACCGAGGGACACCGGAGUGAUGAAAAGGGACAUGAAGAAAUGAUGUGAUUUCAAGUACAUUCUCGUUUUCAUAUGAGUUUUUACCAUGCAUCAAAAGGCAAAAGUAUAGAAAUUAUAUCAUCCACGUAUAACACGUUUAUGCUUCCAUCAUCAAUUAUGGUAACAUUUUUUUAUUUUGGUUUGUGGAGUGCUACGAUAGACAUAUCAAUGAGGUGAUAAACCGAGGCUUCAUCAA